GGAGGGUGGCUCACUCUCAUUCUGCUCGGAAGCUGAAGUCGGAGGCGGAGCAAUGGAUGAGAAGAAGGGGAAAGGAAUAAUGGCAGCGAAACCUAAAUCGUUUAAGAUCCACCGGAAAUCAUCUUUGGCUUCGAAGCUCAAAUCCUCCAUCUCCGCCCAGCUCCUCCGCUUCCUCGGUCAUUACUCCGACGACGUCCUCGCCGAGUAUAUUACAGUGCUUGUUUGUAAUGGAAAGCAUCAGUAUCAGGCCAGAGAUGAUCUAGAGGCAUUUCUUGGAGAAAGGAGUGGAGAAUUUGUUUCUUGGUUGUGGGAAUAUCUCUCCAGAUAUGCUCAUCAAGUCAAUGAAGGCACUCGCUUAUUUGAUUCAAUAGAUGUUACUGCCGGCAAGGAUUAUGAUAAUGAUGAAGACAAGGAGGAUUCCAGAUUUGAUGGGUUAAAGAAGGGUGAUAAGACCAAAGAUGAAAAGAUCCACCUUUGGCCAUCCUCUGCUGGCUAUCCUGUGCUAUGCAAUGAUUUGGAAUCAGCUGAAGGUUUUCAACAUCUUGCUGGUUUUUCUACUCCUCCACCUGGGGCUAAUGACAAAUCACUACCACAGACAUGCAGAAGUGAAAUCUUAGGAAAAGUCAGUGCAACUGGUGACAUUGACAAUAACUCCUUGACAUACAAUUCAUCAGUGAAGAGAAGUCCUGUGAUUUCGGCCAGGAAAAAACAAAAUUUUCAGCAUCUGGAAAUGAUUAGGAAGAUUGUCCAGAGCAAUAACAAUGCCCUGCCAAAGACAGAGGUUUUUCUCAGAGAUUUGCAAUCAUUAAUUUCAGAAUACCCUACAUCCAGACAAACAUGUGCCACUAAAGUUUCUGGAAGUGGUCUGUCACUGACAUCAGUUGGUGCAAUUUCAAGAUGGGCAUCUCACCUGCUGAGGAAAAUGCAGAAGGCGAGCGAUAGCGAUGAGGUUGAUGCUAAAAGAGGAAAUGAGAAAGAUGGGUGUGAGGGGUUUUGGAAAUCUGUAUCGGAGAAAUCGCAGAGUUUGAGAGAAGAAUGGGUUCUAGUUUUUACUGCCGAUAUAUACAGGAGGAUAAAUAGAAACACAUUGAUCGAUUCUCGGCUUCCCGCCAAUCCCAUCUUCAACGGUCGGAAAUUUACACCUUUCCCCCAAUUUAAAACCCUAAUUUUCAACAGAAGUUCCAAUUUUCAUGAUCAGCAAAAGCAAGAUCCUUUGCCAAUUCCUAUUCUGAUCAUAAUCGAUAGUUAUAUUUGGGAUUUGACGGUUAAAGUGGAUGUAGAAUACCCUACAUCCAGACAAACAUGUGCCACUAAAGUUUCUGGAAGUGGUCUGUCACUGACAUCAGUUGGUGCAGUAUCCCUACAGAAUGAAAAGCCCCGGGGCAGUGUUUGGGAUAGAUUGGGCAAGCCAUGUGAGGAUAUAUCUGCCAGCAGCAGGGUUACCAAGCUACAAGAUGCUUGUGUCUGGAAACAAGAAGUCCUUGCCCCACAUACUCCAAUAUUUCCUUUGUGGAAUGGUGAAGUUGGCUUGAUUACCCCCAGGCAAGUUUCCAGUCUUGGUAAUGGGUCUGGUGGGAGCAAUACUAUCAAGAGUAGGAUGCCAAAUCCUGGUGCAAGUGCAAUUUGUCAACAGCUUACUGGGAGUAAUAUUAGGGGAAAGAGACAUUUUGAAGAGAUUAGCACUUGCCCUGCUAUGGAUUUAGUUUCUUCAGCUUCCGAGAAGAAUGUGAAUAGUCAAUGCAAAGAAGCUUCACAGGAUUUGAAGAAACCGAAUUUGAUCACCAAGAACCUCAUAACCUCUCCAAAUCUUAUUUCUGAAGUUCUUGAUGUGAAGCAAAGACUGUGCCAAGUUGAAAUUGAGAUGUUAAAGGUUCGAGCAAAGCAGUUGAAGAAGGAGAAUGAUGGGAAAGCAACAUUAUCCUCAAAUUCUGGUUCGAUGAAGCAUCCAAAUGGAGAUAUUGACUCCAGAACUGUAUUUGUCUCAAAUGUACAUUUUGCAGCAACAAAGCAAGCUUUAGUAUCGUACUUCAACAAAUGUGGAGUGGUUGUCAACGCAGUCAUUUUGACUGACAAGGACACUUGCCGGCCAAAAGGGUCUGCUUAUGUUACUUUUGCUACUAAGGAGUCUGUUGACAAGGCAAUUGCUUUAAGUGGAUCAACAUUUCUCUUGAGAACUGUGAAGGUCCAAAGAAAGGCAGAAGCAACUUCUGCAUCAUCUGCGAUGGUGGCUAGAGCUCGUUGCCACCUCAGUAGAACCAUAGCUCAAGCAAAUGCGGCACAAAAAGGAGUAGUGACAUCUAUACAUCAGCUUCCUGCAUCGCUUGAAUCACAAAAGACCCAGGAAAAGAUUUAAUGGACACAACCUCCAGCAACUGCAUGAAAUUUUAACCAUCAUGGCUACUAACUUCUCGUAAAGCCGGAGAGCUUCGGAGUUAACUAGAUCUAGAAUACCGUAUCCAGGUGACUGCACAGAUAUAGGAUGCCAGUUCCGACUAUUACAUGAACUUCUAAAGCUGCAAUUAAAGCCUCAAGAUUGCC
Messenger RNA from Rubroshorea leprosula, 2538 nucleotides. Lineage: Eukaryota; Viridiplantae; Streptophyta; Magnoliopsida; Malvales; Dipterocarpaceae. The record is from the annotation of a GenBank genome assembly.